GUGUUUGCUAUGCUAUUUUGUUUUCGGGUCUAUUUAAAUGUGUUUGCUAUGCUAUUUUGUUUUCGGGUCUAUUUAAAUGUGUUUGCUCUGCUAUUUUGUUUUCGGGUCUAUUUAAAUGUGUUCGCUAUGCUAUUUUGUUUUCGGGUCUAUUUAAUGUGUUUGCUAUGCUAUUUUGUUUUUCGGGUCUAUUUUAAUGUGUUUGCUAUACUAUUUUGUUUUCUGGUCUAUUCAAAUGUGUUUGCUAUGCUAUUUUGUUCUCGGGUCUAUUUAAAUGUGUUUGCUAUGCUAUUUUGUUUUCGGGUCUAUUUAAAUGUGUUUGCUAUGCUAUUUUGUUUUCGGGUCUAUUUAAAUGUGUUUGCUAUGCUAUUUUGUUUUCUGGUCUAUUCAAAUGUGUUUGCUAUGCUAUUUUGUUUUCGGGUCUAUUUAAAUGUGUUUGCUAUGCUAUUUUGUUUUCGGGUCUAUUUAAAUGUGUUUGCUAUGCUAUUUUGUUUUCGGGUCUAUUUAAAUGUGUUUGCUAUGCUAUUUUGUUUUCUGGUCUAUUCAAAUGUGUUUGCUAUGCUAUUUUGUUUUCGGGUCUAUUUAAAUGUGUUUGCUAUGCUAUUUUGUUUUCGGGUCUAUUUAAAUGUGUUUGCUAUGCUAUUUUGUUUUCGGGUCUAUUUAAAUGUGUUUGCUAUGCUAUUUUGUUUUCGGGUCUAUUUAAUGUGUUUGCUAUGCUAUUUUGUUUUCGGGUCUAUUUAA
This is a messenger RNA of Lottia gigantea (owl limpet), 738 nucleotides long. RefSeq lists its product as hypothetical. The transcript has a single exon. The record is from RefSeq and is a predicted model, not a curated record. The annotation marks the transcript as partial. NCBI's taxonomy places the organism in Eukaryota, Metazoa, Mollusca, Gastropoda, Lottiidae.